CUCUCAAACACGAUUAAAUUGUAGGUAAAAAUUUACAACCGCGUUUUCCUUCUAAAAGCGCGUGGGCUUCCGUAGCGCCUCCGCGUUAACCGAGCGGCGCAGCGGUUCGUGUGUAACGUCACGCGGCUUUCUGAUCGGAACCAUGAGUCGGAGUUACAACGAUGAGCUGCAGUACCUGGACAAGAUCGGCACCAACUGCUGGAAGAUCAAGAAGGGUUUUGUUCCCAAUAUGCAGGUCGAAGGGAACUUCUACGUGAACGACGCUCUGGAGAAGCUGAUCUUUGAGGAGCUCCGUAACGCCUGUCGAGGAGGAGGUUUCGGCGGGUUCCUUCCCGCCAUGAAGCAGAUCGGGAACGUGGCGGCGCUGCCGGGGAUCGUGCACAGGUCCAUCGGGCUGCCGGACGUCCACUCCGGGUACGGCUUCGCCAUCGGAAACAUGGCGGCCUUCGACAUGAGCGACCCGGACGCCGUGGUGUCUCCAGGGGGCGUCGGCUUCGACAUAAACUGCGGCGUGCGGCUGCUGAGGACCAACCUGGAGGAGGGCGACGUGCAGCCGGUGAAGGAGCAGCUGGCCCAGGCGCUGUUCGACCACAUCCCGGUGGGCGUCGGCUCCAAGGGGGUCAUCCCCAUGGGGGCCAAGGACCUGGAGGAGGCCCUGGAGAUGGGGGUGGACUGGUCUCUGAGGGAGGGGUACGCCUGGGCCGAGGACAAGGAGCACUGUGAGGAGUACGGCCGGAUGCUGCAGGCCGACCCCAACAAGGUGUCCUCCAAGGCCAAGAAGAGAGGCCUGCCGCAGCUGGGGACCUUGGGGGCCGGAAACCACUACGCUGAGAUCCAGGUGGUGGACGAGAUCUACAACGACUACGCCGCCAAGAAGAUGGGCAUCGACCACAAGGGGCAGGUGUGCGUGAUGAUCCACAGCGGCAGCCGGGGGCUCGGCCACCAGGUGGCCACAGACGCUCUGGUUGCCAUGGAGAAGGCGAUGAAGAGGGAUCAGAUCACAGUGAACGACCGGCAGCUGGCCUGCGCUCGCAUCACGUCUCCGGAGGGACAGGACUACCUGAAGGGCAUGGCGGCCGCCGGCAACUACGCGUGGGUCAACCGCUCGUCCAUGACCUUCCUCACCAGACAGGCCUUCUCCAAAGUGUUCGCCACCACCCCCGACGACCUGGACAUGCACGUCAUCUACGACGUGUCCCACAACAUCGCCAAGGUGGAGGAGCACAUGGUGGACGGGAGGCAGAAGACGCUGCUGAUCCACCGCAAGGGCUCCACCCGGGCCUUCCCCCCCCACCACCCGCUCAUCCCCGUGGACUACCAGCUCACGGGUCAGCCGGUGCUGAUCGGAGGGACGAUGGGGACCUGCAGCUACGUCCUGACCGGGACGGAGCAAGGCAUGACGGAGACGUUCGGCACCACCUGUCACGGAGCGGGCCGCGCUUUGUCCCGGGCAAAGUCCCGCAGGAACCUGGACUUCCAGGACGUCCUGGACAAGCUGGCCGACCAGGGCAUCGCCAUCCGGGUGGCUUCGCCCAAACUGGUGAUGGAGGAGGCUCCGGAGUCGUACAAGAACGUGACGGACGUGGUGAACACGUGUCACGACGCCGGCAUCAGCAGGAAGGCCAUCAAGCUGCGACCAAUCGCUGUGAUCAAAGGCUGAAGCUCCUCCCCUUCCUGUGGGGCCAAAGACGUUUUCAUCCGAAAGAUGAACAGUUUUCCUUUUUUUUUUAUGGGUUAAACGGAUGUCAAUUAACUGGACACUUCCUGUUUUUUCAAAAUAAGAGGAAUUUGAUUAAAUGUUUCAAAGUUAUUGAAGCUAUUUUUGAAAUAAAUCAAAUGUUUUUUUUCCUAUUAUUUUUGAAUAAAUGAAAACCUACCUGCU
Molecule: messenger RNA, 1882 nt
Organism: Pungitius pungitius (ninespine stickleback)
Lineage: Eukaryota; Metazoa; Chordata; Actinopteri; Perciformes; Gasterosteidae
Gene: rtcb
Product: RNA 2',3'-cyclic phosphate and 5'-OH ligase
Exons: 12
Coding region: 143-1660 (505 amino acids)
Biological process (GO): tRNA splicing, via endonucleolytic cleavage and ligation
Cellular component (GO): nucleus; tRNA-splicing ligase complex
Molecular function (GO): RNA ligase (ATP) activity
Source: RefSeq, a predicted model, not a curated record